This is a messenger RNA of Tribolium castaneum (red flour beetle), 1247 nucleotides long. RefSeq lists its product as uncharacterized. The transcript is spliced from 6 exons. The record is from RefSeq and is a predicted model, not a curated record. Gene Ontology annotation, molecular function: odorant binding; olfactory receptor activity. Bases 91 to 1212 code for a protein of 373 amino acids. Gene Ontology annotation, cellular component: plasma membrane. Gene Ontology annotation, biological process: sensory perception of smell; detection of chemical stimulus involved in sensory perception of smell. Lineage: Eukaryota; Metazoa; Arthropoda; Insecta; Coleoptera; Tenebrionidae.
UUAUAACCAGUUGAGUGGCAAAUUAGUGGUUAGGCUUCCCUUCUUUGCAAUUACUUUGAUUGCAUUGUUGGUGAAAACCCAGUUGCAGCAAUGGCUUUGAACCAAGAAGAUGCAAUUUGCUCGAAAAGUUGUUUCUACCUCCGUUACAGUUUCUUGUGGCCUGAGGAAGCCCCAACCCGGUCAUUUUACGCGAAAUUUAUCCUAGUCCUGAUUUUAUCAUUCUUGACCGCAUUUCUGCCCCUGUUCAUUCAUUUUUUGAUACUUGUGGAAAGGGGGCUGGAUCCGAGUGAGGACUUGUUCGUGAUAAUUUCCUACACGGGCUUUGCCCUUAUUAUGAUAAUUUACGUCAUUCACGUGAAAAAAACCUCGUAUCUGAUUGUGCAGUUGUCUGAUUUUGAAAAAUUCGGGAAACCUCGCGGGUUUGAUUAUUGGGAUAAAAAAUUCCGGUUAAUUUCAUCUGGAGUUUAUUAUUACGUUUUAAUCGCGUCUUCGGGCCUAAAUUUGGGUCGAUGGGUCGGAAUGGCAGAAUGCAGGAAAGAAAGGGAUUUCCAAGUGUGUGGGAUAGUCAUACCUUAUUGGCUUCCUUGGAAGGUUGACUCCUGGCUUUUCUUUAUUUUGCUGGACUUGUACGUCCUCAAGAUGACACUUGUUGUCAACUGUGCUCUGUUUCUUAUUAUUAUACAAAUUUUGGAAAUUACUACACACUUAAAACUACGAAUUGAUCAUUUGAAAGAAAUGCUAGUGAAAUGCUUUGACAGUGAUUCGCAAACAAACCGGAAACAGUUGGUGAAUUGUAUCCGUUACCACACUUAUAUCAUCAAUUGCAGCAAAUUAUUUAAAAAAUGUUUCACCCACGCGAUGUUUUCCCUAAUUGUGACGAUGGCGCUUUCUUGUGGUUGUCUAGAGAGCCAAGUUGUUAAGUUUGAUUUAUGGGCCCUUCCGCCUAUUUCUGCUUGGAUUUUUAUACUUUUCAUAGCUUGCAUGGCAGGACAGAUCUUAAUGAAUGCGAGUCUAUCGAUUGGCGAUGCUGGUUACCAUUCAAAAUGGUACCAAACCGACGCCAACUUUCGAAAAUAUUUAAUUCUAGUGCUAAUGAGAAGCCACAAGGCUUUGGUUCUUUCAGCUGGGCCUUUCAAUAUCUUGUGUUUUGAACUGUUUGUGGCCAUAAUGAAGUUUUCGUAUUCUGUUUUUAUGCUGUUAAACCAAAACUAGUGGUGUAGUAAACAAGUAAAUCGUUUUCGAGUAAA